CCAAACUGCAAUAGUUUCGAUUCGAUACAACAUGAUCAGGCACUCGGUGGUGAUCGAUUGAUUAGAAGGGCUCGUUCAAGAUGCCUCACUCUGAGCAGAAAGAUGCUCCCCUUGUCAAACGCCAGAGAGUCGGCGCCCCAGCCAAAACUGCCUCUCACCCGCCAAAAGGAUCCAGAAUUUUUGCGCCGUUCAGGACCGUGGGCCUAGUCUCUCCUACCACUGUUCCUUUCACUUCGAUACCCCUGGGGAAAACGACAUUCCAAGUAACCACCUCCGUGGGCCGAUCUCUUCAGACGUACGACCUCAAGCGCGGUCUCAACCUCGUCUUCAUCACUCGCCCCCAGGCUCCUGCCGAUAUAACAGCCACCUAUGCAUGGAAAGAGAAGGUCUUUGCCGCAUGGGGCGACUCGCGCAAUGGAGGCCCUCAAGGGUUCUGGGUCUUUCAGCGGGGCAAGAAGGUCGCAGAACUGGCGCUGCCCAGCGACCUUGACCAGCCUAUACGGCAGAUCCUCAUCUUCGGUUCUUGGAUAGUGGCGUGCUGCUCGACGAGAAUCGAGGCAUGGAAGACUUCCACCUACGAGCACUACACAACUCUGCACACCGUUGCGUCCAAGACAGGGGACAAUGAGCUGACUGGUGGCGUUUGCAACAUGCCAACCUACUUGAACAAGAUAUUCGUGGGCCGUCGGGAUGGCUGGGUCGAAAUCUGGAACAUUAGCACGGGGAAAUUGGUCUACACUAUUCUGCCCCCGUCGCCAAAGUGUGGCGCUGUCGCCUGCCUGGAGCCUACACCAGCCCUGUCGCUGCUCGCCAUUGCCUAUUCGAACGGCCCUCUGAUCAUCCACGAUGUUCUCGUGGACAAGAGAAUAGUACAGCUCAUGGCAGGCACGGAGGAGGCACCAGUUUCGACAAUCUCGUUUCGGACGGAUGGCCAGGGCGCAGGACACGACGGCCGCAAAGACGGUGUGAUGGCGACUGCAACGACGAAAAAUGGCGACAUUACGUUCUGGGACCUGAACAAAGGUGGACGGGUCAUGGGUGUUCUUCGCAGCGCCCACAACCCACCAGCAGCGGAGGGUCCCACGAUUGGCGGUGGAGUAAGCAAGGUCGAGUUCCUUCCCGGCCAACCCGUCAUCGUCACCAGUGGCCUGGACAACUCCUUGAAAUCGUGGAUUUUCGACGAGUCUCCGUUCACUCCCAUACCGCGCAUCCUGCAUUCCCGAAGCGGACAUUCUGGGCCUGUAACGUGUCUCGAAUUCCUGCCAUCCGACUUCGACGGCUCCGAGGCUGGCAACAAGUGGCUAUUGAGUGCUGGAAAGGACCGAAGUCUCUGGGGAUGGAGUUUACGUCGCGACGGCCAGAGUACCGAGCUGAGCCAAGGAGCCAUCAGGAAAAAGGCAAAGAAGAUUGGCAUCCUAUCCCAGUCUGCACUCAGCCACGGACCGACAACCACCCUUGAUGACCUGAAAGCACCUGAAAUCACAUGCAUAUCGUCAUCGCUCAACCGCGACGGUGGCAUGGGAGCCAUCCCCGGCAAACAUCAAAUCUGGCAAAAAGGAAACGUUCAGAAGAAGAACGACGCUGAGAUCAGCGGGAUGACUGGCUGGGAAAGCGUAGUCACUGGUCACAAGGACGAUCCUUAUGCGCGAACUUGGUUCUGGGGUCGGAAGAGGGCUGGUCGGUGGGCAUUCCAGACAGGCGAUGGUAUGAACGUCUCCACAGUUGCCAUAAGUCACUGCGGCACUUUCGCGCUGGUGGGCUCAGAGGGCGGCAGUAUCGACAUGUUCAACUUGCAGUCAGGUGUGCACCGACAGCGCUUCCCCUCGCGUCUGACCCCGGCGCAAGCCAGGCAACUUCGGAUCCACCAGUCAAAACAGGCGGAUUCUGUCGAGGAGUUCCAAGCUCGAUCAAGCUUCAACUUCACCCCGGGAAGUGGCAAGCACACCAAGCCAGUGACCGGCAUCGUCGUCGAUUCGAUGAAUAAGCUUGUCAUAUCAUGCUCCUUGGACGGUACGGUCAAGUUCUGGGACUUCCUCACGGGCAAUUUGCGGGAGCAAAUCGAUUGGGCUCCCAUGACAAAAGUAACAGGCUGCCGGUAUCACGCGGCGAACGACCUCAUCGCCUUUUCCUGCGACGAUAAUUCCAUUCGCGUGGUGGAUAUUGAAACUAAAAAGACCAUCAGAGAAUUCUGGGGCUGCAACGGUGCUAUCAACGACUUCUGCUUCUCCAACGACGGGCGCUGGGUUGUCGCAGCGUCACAAGAUUGCGUCUUGCGAAUUUGGGACCUCCCUACAAGCCAUCUCAUCGAUGCCUUCAGGUUUGAGACACCAUGCACGGCUCUGGCCUUCUCAGGGACCGGAGAGUACCUAGCCGUGUCGAACGCAGACCAGUUGGGGGUGAACAUCUUCACGAACAAAGCCGUGUUCAAACACAUUCCGACGAGACAGAUAUCGGAAAGUGAGAUUGGCCAGAUCUCAGGUCCUACAACCUCAGGUGAAGGCGGUCAAGGCUUGCUGGAGGCCGCAUUCGAGGAGGACACCGCAGAGGAUGAGGGAGACGGCGUGGCAGCUCCAAGUCUGGACCAGCUAAGCGCGGACAUGAUGACGUUGAGUCUGGUGCCCAAGAGUAGGUGGCAGACUCUUCUACACCUCGACCUGAUCAAGAAGCGCAACAAGCCGACAGAGGCACCCAAGGCACCCGAGAAGGCACCCUUCUUCCUGCCGUCGGCCUCUGGCGACAAGGCUCAAAAUCGUGAUGCCCCUGCCAAUGCGAAGGAAGAGGACGAAUCCAAAUCGAGAAUAACGAAGCUCGACUGGAGCCGGUCGUCGCAGGCAACGUUCUCGGCGAGGCUCCGCGAUGGCGCUGUGGGCGGUAAUUAUGACGACUUCAUCGAGCACAUGAAAUCACUGUCGCCCUCAGCUGCCGAUCUCGAGCUCAGGUCGCUUUCGAUUGGUGACGCCGGUGACAGCGAGGAGAACGAGCUGCUCCACUUUAUCCGCGCGGUGACGGCUAGGCUAGUAGCCAGACGAGACUACGAGCUGACGCAGGCUUGGAUGACAGUAUUCCUCAGACUUCAUUUUGAUGUCACCAUGGAGAGCGAGGUCCUGCUCAGGGAGCUGAAGAGGUGGAAGAGUCAUCAGGAGAAGGAGAAGGACAGGCUUGAUAACCUUGUGGGCUACUGUGGUGGUGUCGUUGGUUUUAUUCGGAGUCCCAGGACAUAGUAGAUACCGGGUUAUUAAUUAGAUGGAUCUGAUCCUCCA
This is a messenger RNA of Diaporthe batatas, 3260 nucleotides long. RefSeq names its product rRNA-processing protein UTP21. The transcript has 2 exons. Gene Ontology annotation, molecular function: protein binding. Lineage: Eukaryota; Fungi; Ascomycota; Sordariomycetes; Diaporthales; Diaporthaceae. Gene Ontology annotation, biological process: rRNA processing. The record is from RefSeq and is a predicted model, not a curated record. Bases 81 to 3221 code for a protein of 1046 amino acids. Gene Ontology annotation, cellular component: small-subunit processome; Pwp2p-containing subcomplex of 90S preribosome.